AUGAUUGUUCUGGGAUACACGGUUCCGCAUCCAUACCUGAAUACAAACUUUACCCAAAUUGUUGUCAAUCAUUUGAUGCUUGAUGUAAACAUCAAUGCGAAAGCUUUUUCUAUUCCUUCACCCUACAAUGAAAACGCGAUUGUUUUGUUCGAUCUGCUUGACCUUUCGUCGGAGAUUUGGAAACUCUCUUAUCUAGUUGUUUACUCGCCUCGUUUAUCCGGCCCUGAUGCUCUCCGCGUCGCUAUUAAGAGCGGACCCAAUCGCCUCACGACUUCAUCGCUUCCUCUACAUCCUGAGUUCCUUGGAUUUCGCUUACCGGCGGACGCUCACGAACUCUUUGCUUCCUACGAAAAUCAACACAAUAAGCUUUAUG
This is a messenger RNA of Dicrocoelium dendriticum, 373 nucleotides long. The record is from the annotation of a GenBank genome assembly. Lineage: Eukaryota; Metazoa; Platyhelminthes; Trematoda; Plagiorchiida; Dicrocoeliidae.